This is a messenger RNA of Xyrauchen texanus (razorback sucker), 9675 nucleotides long. Its product is annotated as nuclear receptor corepressor 2-like. Bases 513 to 7577 code for a protein of 2354 amino acids. Gene Ontology annotation, molecular function: transcription corepressor activity. Lineage: Eukaryota; Metazoa; Chordata; Actinopteri; Cypriniformes; Catostomidae. The transcript has 48 exons. Gene Ontology annotation, biological process: negative regulation of transcription by RNA polymerase II. The record is from RefSeq and is a predicted model, not a curated record.
AGCAGUAGCAGUCACUCACUCACUCUAGUCAGCUCGCGAACAGCAAAGAUUAUCUCACAGUCGCUUGGUGUAUUGACAUCCACCGUUGUGAUAACAAAAAACAACUAUACAGAAUGGGCACAAAUAGCUCUUCUCGAAUCACAGGCGGUUGGAGAUAAGAGGGUUGAAACGCGAAUAAGAUAAACAGAGGGAUUCGGGUAUAAAACGGACGAAGAGCGAGAGAGCGCGAGAGAGGCUCAGUUACUCACGCGACACGCGCGCGACGCUGGAGUGGAAUCGGGGCUGACACCGCCGAUGACGGAAACACCGCCGUAGCUAACCUUUCAUGUGGAUUACUUGCGGAAAUUUCUUCAUUUGUCACUCCUCAGAAACUACAAAGACGUCCGGUAGCGGCAGACCUUCACCUUCCGUGUAGAGGUUGUUGACUGCCAGGACUCAACGCCCCAUGAUGCACAGUAUCUGUUCCAGGUCCACACCCACUUAUUGUGUGUAGAGGAAGUUGCAUUGUCAGCAUGUCCUCGCACCCUCAGCCAGUGCCUCAGGGUCGGAGGGCUUUGGACCCCCGUCAUCUUUCCAGUCCUGCCACCCUUCCUCUGCAGCUGAGAACCCACACGGAUGUUGGUGGACUAGUGGACUACCACUCUCAGAUUGGGACUCGAGACUACAGUUCCCAUCUGCCCCAUGGACACCUGUCCCAGCCCCAUCGCCGCAGACCAUCCCUUCUGUCUGAAUUUCAGCCAGGCAGCGAAAGAGGUCAAGAGCCCCAUAUCCGGUAUGAACACAUUUACAUGCAAGACCCCAACGGCCAGCCAGAGGUAGAGUACUCUGAGAUGAAGCGUCCUCGCUUGGAAAUUGGGGCAGAGUCUCUUCUUCGCCAUCCGACCCACCGCCAGCCUCUCACUUUGGGCGGAGCUGAAGAUAUUGUUAAGGAGCACAUUGGCAGCAGCAGUUCUAUUGGGAAGAUUGAGCCCAUCUCUCCAGUGAGCCCGGUUACAAUGGAGCCCAAUCUGGACCUGGUUCCCACCCGCUUCUCUAAAGAGGAGCUGAUCCAGAACAUGGACCGUGUGGACCGGGAGAUCACCAUGGUGGAACAGCAAAUCUGCAAACUGCGUAAAAAACAGCAACAGCUGGAAGAAGAGGCUGCGAAACCCCAGGAGCCAGAGCGCACCAUUUCCCCUCCUCCCAGUGAAGUUAAACACCGCAGCCUUGUCCAGAUUAUCUAUGAUGAAAACAGGAAAAAAGCAGAGGAAGCACACCGGAUCCUGGAGGGACUGGGACCCAGAGUAGAGCUGCCUUUGUACAACCAGCCAUCUGAUACCAAGCAGUACCAUGAGAACAUCAAGAUAAAUCAAGCAAUGAGGAAGAAGCUAAUUUUGUAUUUCAAAAGAAGAAACCAUGCUCGGAAACAGUGGGAACAGAAAUUCUGCCAGCGAUAUGACCAGCUAAUGGAGGCCUGGGAGAAGAAAAUCGAGCGAAUUGAGAAUAACCCACGUCGCAGAGCCAAAGAGAGCAAAGUGCGAGAGUACUAUGAAAAGCAGUUUCCCGAGAUCCGUAAACAGAGAGAGAUGCAAGAGCGCAUGCAGAAUAGAGUGGCUCAACGAGGAGGGGGUCUGGCCUCAGCAGCCCGCAGUGAGCAUGAGGUUUCUGAGAUUAUCGACGGUAUCUCGGAGCAAGAGAACUCUGAGAAGCAGAUGCGCCAGUUAGCUGUGAUUCCUCCCAUGCUGUUUGAUGCAGAGCAGCAGAGGAUAAAGUUCAUCAACAUGAACGGGCUUAUGGAUGACCCCAUGAAGGUCUACAAAGAAAGACAGGUCAUGAACAUGUGGAGCGAACAGGAGAAAGACACUUUCCGUGAAAAGUUUAUCCAGCACCCCAAAAACUUUGGCCUGAUAGCAUCCUUUCUGGAGAGAAAGACGGUAGCGGAGUGUGUCCUGUUUUACUACCUGACUAAGAAGAAUGAGAACUAUAAGAACAUUGUCAGAAGAAACUACCGUCGCAGAGGCAGAAGUCAGAAAGUCAUACACACCUGGGCUAUCAUGAGGAAUAACCAGCAGGCUCAGCAACAGGUGAACCGCAACAACCAGGAGGAGAAAGAAGACAAGGAAAAAGAGAAAGAGGGAGAGCGCGAAGAGGACAAAACAGAAGGAGACGACAAAGAGGACGGCAUGAAAGAUGACACCUCUGGCGAGGACGGGGAGGAAAAAGAGCCUCCUGUAACUGUUAAAGGACGACGCACCGCCAACAGCCGAGGACACCGGAAAGGACGAGUCACUCGCUCUAUGACCAAUGAGCAGGAAGAGAACACUUCACCUCUCAGCAGUGAACUUGCAAACCUGGAGAUGAAUGAAAGCUCUCGCUGGACUGAGGAAGAGAUGGAGACGGCAAAGAAAGGUCUGCUGCAGUAUGGCCGAAACUGGUCCUCGAUCGCCAAAAUGGUGGGCUCCAAAACUGUCUCCCAGUGCAAGAACUUCUACUUCAACUACAAGAAGAGACAGAAACUGGAUGAGAUCCUGCAACAGCAUAAAAUAAAAUCGGAGAAAGAGCGUAAAGCCAGGCGUAAAGGUAAAGCUCUUCAAAACGAGGAGGCCAGCGCUCCUUCUGCCGCAGAGGAGGAGGAGAUGGAGGGAUCAGGAGUCAGCGGCAAUGAAGAGGAGACGCAGGAGGAUGGAGAGGGUGGAGCCAAUAACAGCUCUGACACUGAGAGCCUUCCUUCCCCGCGCUCCUCCGAUGACAGCAAGGUCAAAGAAGAAGGCUCAGCACGGCCCAAAGCUGCAACCAAUUUCACUUCCUCCUCAUCCUCCACAGACAAGGAUGCUGCAGCCACCGAUAUGGGGCCAGAGGAGAAGCCAAUGGGGGAAAGAGGAGAGGGGGAGCAGGGAGGAGUGAAGCUGGAGGUGAAGACUGAACCAGGGGAGGAUAACAAGGAGGUGGAAGGAGAGGAUAAGAAGCCUCCUGGCCUGGAGGUGGAAGAGGGCAAGAAAGAGGCCAAGAAGAAAGAGCAUGGUGGAAAGAGCGGAACUCACGACAGUGACUCCAGUGCCACGUGCAGUGCAGACGAGGUGGAGGAGACGGAGAGCUCUGAGAAGAACAGGCCGAGUCUUUUGAAUUUUUCCCAUGAUGGAGUGAUCUCUUCUCCAGUUCAGAAACCUCUGGACCUCAAAAACCUCAAAAAGAGAGCAGCCUCCAUACCUCCCAUAAUGCCGGAAGUUUCGGUAGCGGGUGGUGGUAACCAGGGUGUUUUGCUUGGAAAGCAGCAGGCCAUGUCCCACGCCCUUGCAUUGUACCAGCAACAGAUUACCAUGGCGCAUGAAUCCUCCCAGGAGGCCAAACAGCAGCAGCCACAGCAAACCAAAUCUCAGCAUUAUCCAGGUGGCAGGGACUCCAGCAGCCCACGUAUCGGGACCCGCAGUCCCGGUGUCUCCGACAGAGAGAGAGAGGAGCUGGAGGGGAACGAGAGAUGGCUUCAGGCUCUGCUUCAUGGAUUACAUAAAUCCCGGCCGUACUCUCCUUUUGCGGAUGGUAAAAAGAUUCCUGAUGAUGUUCGGGCUGUAGGUCUCGGGCGGCCAGUGAUGUCACCAUACCAGCUCUCUCCCAGGGAAAUUGCCAAAAUCAGCCACGAACAGCUGCUACACUUUAACCCCUCAUUGACUCCCACUCUGCAGUCACAGGAGAGAAUGGCUGCAGUGCGACCUCUCCAUAUCCCAGAACCACCACCUCUAAUCUCCUCUGCCAAACCUUGUGGCUCCAUCACACAGGGUACUCCGGUACAAUUGCACAACCCAUCUCAUGGCUCUGAGCACGGUAAAAUCCCAGUUCCGGGCUCCCUGGCUCUGUCCUGGAUGGACCAGAGGAAAAUGGCUGGGUUUCCGAUGGUUAAACAAGAGCAGUUGUCUCCUCACGGGGCCUCUUCCUCCCAGGCUGAGAAUCUCUCCACACAGGACAGUGCUACGUCACGGGGGCCCAUGCCAGCUGUUCAGGGUGGCAGCAUUACAAAGGGCAUCCCUGGCACACGCAUGCAUCAAGAACCUCCUGUGUCAUAUCGAGGAGGUUCCAUCACUCAGGGCACUCCUGCAGAUGUUUUGUAUAAGGGCACAAUAACUCGUCUGAUCACAGAGGACAGCCCCAGUAGAGAGAGAGGCAGAGAAGACACCCCUUCUAAAGGGCAUGUAGUCUAUGAGGGCAUCAGUGGACACAUCCUUUCCUUUGACCGAGGUCAUAAUUCUAAGGAAGACUGUCGUGGGGACCUGGUUGGGCUGAAGAGGUCUUACGAUAUGAUGGAGGGGGGGGUGUCUCGUGUGCCUCCCAUUAGAGACUCAAUAACUGCUGAAGGCUUGAUGAGUCGAGCAAUGCCUCAUGAACGGGAUAGUCCUCAUCCCCACAACAUGCGUGGAUCCAUAUCGCAAGGUAUCCCACGGGAUGAUUAUUUGCGUCGGGAGGGCAAACAGAUGAAAAGAGAAGGAUCCCCAUCACCCCGUGGGCUUAGCAUGCCCACUGAUCCUCUUAAAUCACGCUCUCAUGAGGGCAUGGUGCCAACCGUCAAAGAGGGAGGACGUUCCAUACACCUGAUCCCUCCUGAGGGAGUCGUGAUAGGCAAGCCGAAAGAGGGCUCCAUCACUCAGGGCACACCUCUGAAACAGGAGCCCACUGGCUCAUCCAAGCGCCAUGAUGUGCGCUCCAUCAUAGCCAGCUCCCCUCGGCCUUACUCUGGACUGGCCCCUCAUAUAGAGCUCAGGCCUGAGCACAGAGGGUCUGAAAGGGCCCAUUACGAGGAUGGGGGGAGCAAAUCCCGACCCAGUGCCGUGGUCAGCACCCCCAGUUCUAUGUCCCGUGCCUCUCCGCUUUCGCUAGGGGGAGAGCAGAGCAGCAGAGCCCACCACAGUCCUGUGAGCUACGAGGACCACAAAAGAUCCGGCUACCCUCCACCCUCACAUAGAGCCUCUCUGAUGUCCAGUAGAGAAACCUCCCUGCGACCACAUGAAGGCUCUAGUAAGCCCCAGCAGCAGGAGAGAAAAGCCACUCCCUCCCCUCGAGAGGUUAGCUCUACCAAGUCUCCACUCACAGUGGGUGAGCACACAGCCUCUUUGGCCUACGAGAGGAUCCUGCAGGGGCUGGGAACAGAAAUGUACCGUGGGCAGAUCUCUCUGCCAUUUGACCCGGCAACUCUGCCCAGGGGCAUCCCUAUAGACCCAGCAUAUUACCUGCCCCGCCACCUGGCCCCGGCACCUGGCUACCCUCACCCCUACCCUCCCUACCUGAUCAGAGGUUUUGCUGAAACAGCAGCUAUAGACAACAGACGCACGCUCAUGACAGAUUACAUCACGUCCCAGCAGAUGCACCAGUGGCCUGCUGCCAUGGCUGCCCAGAGACCUGACCUGCUCAGAGGACUCACACCUCAAGAACAGUCUAUUAACUUAGCCUACUCACCCACACCCAGAGGAACGUCUCCCAUGGAUCGCAUCACGUACAUCUCAGGAACCUCUACAGCCUUCCCCUGCGGACCCUACAACACUUCUCCGAUCUCACCAGUGGGAGCAUCUCACAUGAGCAAGAUCCAAGGCAGUUCGGCGUCCUCAGAGAGGGAAAGAGAACGAGAGAGGGAGAGAGACAGAGAGCGGGAUCGUGAGAGAGAUAGAGAGCGAGAAAGAGAGCGUGAGAGGGACAGGGAGCGAGACAGAGAGCGAGAUAAAGAUCGGGACAGAGAACGGGACAAGUCCCUUUGUCACGGUAACGUGGAGCACGCCCCUAUAUGGAGACCUGGAGCACCAGAACAGACAGGCAGCAGCUCUCGUCCCCCGUCCCAUCCAUACAGUCACCAGUCAUCCCCGCUUUCCCCCCGGCCCCAGGACAGCCUGCAGCAGAGACCCAGCGUCCUGCACAACACCAGUUCAAAGAGCCUGCCCAACUCGGAGCACAACAGCCCCUCUGUGCUGCGGCCACCAGGCUCCGCUCGUUACCAGAGCUUCAGCGGGCACCUGCAGAGGUCUGGUUUACUCAGCGAGGGUUAUCCAGUUGGUACGGAUCCAAAUACGAAAGACUCGAGCAGAGAUGGUGGCAAAAGCCAUGGGCGUGGUGGUCUCUCAAAACAUCAGGACAUCUCUUCCAAGUCUGACCCCAGGCUGACCAGCCCUGGUGCAGGUGGGGCAUACCCCUCUCUCUACAACCAGUCUCCUGGUGGCCACCUUGGGCUGCCCCCAAGUCGAGGGCACUCCUUGCUGGCCCCUGAAAGCAGCAGCGGCAGUUCCAUCCCGUCCCGCGGUGGGGAGAGCAUCAGCAGCGCGUCAAGUAGGGAAAAGACUCAAAACAAAGUGAUGUCCAUACAGGAACACGAGCUUCGAGCACUCGCUCAACAGAAAGCACUUGAACAGCAUCUGUAUGGGUCUGAGGACAGACUCUCUCCAGGUCAGCAGCCACAGUCCCCUGCAGUGAAAGGCUCUCAGAGAGUGGUCACGCUUGCCCAGCACAUCAGUGAGGUGAUCACUAAAGACUACACAAGACAGUCACAGCAAGGGCAAAUUGGGGGCCAAUCAGCGCUGCAGCCUGUCUUUGGGUACCACAGCUCUCCUGUACUGGAUCUCACGCGUCCACCCAGUGCACCCCAGGCGCAGACCCCCACAGAACCCAAUCCUAAUGCACGCUACACCCCCGAGGGCUCUGCUGCUGAGAGGGAGAGAGUUAGAGACAGGUCUCCUCCUCAGAGGAAGGCAUCUCCAGUGAGUCUGGCUGCAGAUGGUAUUGAACCAGUUUCACCACCAGGGGCCGUUUCAGAGCCUGAGACACCAGGGGCCACCUACCCCAAUGAACAAGCUGAGCAGGGAAUGGGAUCUCGUUCUCCAGCCAGCAGCUCUCAGCCACCAGCCUUCUUCAGUAAACUGACAGAGAGCAACUCUGCCAUUGUUAAGAGCAAAAAGGAAAUGAUUAAGAAGAUGGUGGUCGGUACCGAGGCUGAAUUCAAUCAGGGCCAACCUGGGACAGAAAUCUUCAACAUGCCUGCCUCUACGAAUGCAGGACCUGUGAGUGUGCGCAGUCACCCGGCUCCAGAGUCAAGCGGUAAUACUAUAGGUCUGGAGGCCAUCAUUAGAAAAGCCCUUAUGGGCAAAUAUGACGACCAGAUGGACGAUCGUUCGCCUUCCAACCCUGUUAACUCGAUGAGUGUGCCAGCUGCUGCAGUGCCGCCGGCUGCAGCUGAUGGGCGUUCUGAAGACCCCUACUCCCUUCCAGGAAAAUCCAAAGGAAGUGGGCGCUCUAAUGGUCGCAAGACUAAGUCUCCUGGUCUCUGUGGGGGUGAGAGACCUUCUUCUGUGUCCUCCGUCCACUCUGAGGGAGACAGCAACCGUCACACCCCACUCACCAACAGAGUGUGGGAGGACAGACCCUCAUCUACAGGCCCCACGCCAUUCCCAUGUAAUCCUCUGACCAUGCAGAUGCGUCUCCCCAGUGGGAUGAUGUCAGGACCCUCUCCCUCCCCAACGCAAACGGGAGUGUCAGCGGUCCCACAGGGCCAGACUCAACCCCGUACCUGGGAAGAAGAACCCAAACCUCUGCUCUGCUCUCAAUAUGAGACUUUGUCUGACAGCGAGUGAACACUCUCUCACACACCUUAUAUGUACACUAAGCGACUGAACGAUUGCUGCUUUAUGAACAGAAACUUAAUGUAAACAGGGAUGCUUGUGAACAUACACAGAUGUACUCAUAUCCAUAUUGACACCCAAAGUCAAGGAUACACACACUUACAGGUACAGAUGCCUAUCUAUGCUCAAACUGACCGUUUUUAUGGAAGAAAAUGAUCAGAUACAUGCACAUGUCCUCUGUGAUAUCUCUACACACACGUUAAUACAUGCACAAACAGACACAACCAUCACACUCCUGUAAUCCACCCCUAGCACACAUGCACUUAGACAAAGUGCAUUACUUUGGCUCCAUACAGGUGUGUUGAUGUGUCUGUGUUUGUGUUUGUGAAUGUGCACACUUGUAUUAACGUGUGCCAUCCCUCCAGGACUUGUAGGAAAUAUCACUUUUUAGUCUUUUUUUUUUCUAUACACAUAUACUUACAUUUGUGUUGUCUUGCUGGCCUUAUCAACGUUGACUCAUCGGUUGUGUUGAUGCAUCUUUGGAGCAUUCCUCAUUAGACUGCUCAGGACACACACACACUCCUGUACUGUAGUAUAACUGCAAAUUGUUUAUGUUGUGUGUGUUUGUGGGCGUGUGUGUAUCUUAAUGCAAAGGCUGGAUAAAUCCUCUUCAGAAAUAUAAGAACCACACAUGUAUAUCUUAGUUCCCUCUUAGUUCUCAUGUGCACAAGAAGGUUAUAUGAAGCUACAGCCCUAUAUUUCUGUUCUUAAAGGGAUAGUUUUCUGCCAUAAUUUGCUCACUCUCGUGUUGUUCAUAACCCAUUUCCUCCAUGGAACACAAAAGAAAUGCUAGACAGAAAGUUAGCCUCAGUCACCAUUCACUUUCACUGCUUCUUUUUUUCCAUACAAUGAAAGUGAAUGGUGACUGACAUUCUGCCUAGCAUCUCUUUUUGUGUACUACGGAAGAAAGAAAGACAUACAUGUUUAGAAAAACAUGAGAGUGAGUAAUUGACAGUUUCAUUUUUGGCCGAUCUAUCCCUUUAGUUUUGCAGUCUGGGAGGGUUGUUGCAUUUUCAAAUGACAAUGAGUCCGUGUAUGUGAAGAAAUGUGGCAAUUAAUAGAAAUGGUUUUAGCGAGACAGGUUAGCCGAGAUCUGCGCUAAACUGCGAAGGUUUUUAAGCAGUGGUUUAGUUUAAUUUCAUCUUAUCCUGUAAACGUCUGUUCUUAUAUUGCCAUUGCAGAGAGUUUACAUGGUAGGCCAUACCAUUGGUUCACAGGGUACACAUACUGUUUAUAUUUGUUAUCAUAACUUCAAUUUUUUUUUUAAAUAUUUUUUUUUGGAAGAGCCUGUUGAGACUCGAACAUGACUCUAGCUGACCAAUCCUUCAGUAUCUUUCAUUAUCUCUGUGUGAUAGUUGAUGGGAGACCUUUUUUUGAGCUCAUCACUAUUUUUAAUUGUUUUUGUAUUUACAUGAACCAUGUUUGCAUGUGUUAUUUUGAUAUUUUUGUUGUCAUUUUUAUAUGUAAUGAGUUAAGCACUUAGUCAGCCAAUGGUUCAUGUUUGUGUCUUUUAAAGGACACUGACUUGAAUGCAACUUUUUACACAGCAUUUAUUUUCAUUUUCUUAUACAGUAUUUUGUUGAUUUGUUUGUGUUUGGUCACCUACCUUGCAAAGUGUUCCACUCUCUUGUGUCAAUCACAAGUUGAGAGUUGAGCGAGUGGAUGUGUCUUUAGAGGGAAGCUGCUUUAUCAGGUUUUGUCCUCUCAACCCUCUCUGAAUGUCCCAACAUACCUGAAGUUUGAUAAAUCUGUUGCUUAAAUGAAAAGUCAUGCUGUCUGGCCAGUCCUUUGACAUUACAAACACUGAGAGCUGCUUUACAUUUGCUCCAUGUGGUUGAAAAAAAGGGUUCGGGUGCAUGAUCGUAGUAGGUUUGUUUUCCUAUGCGCUCAUUUGAGGAGAUAUAUUCUAGAUAAUAAAGAGGUGACAACAUGCCACGCCUCAUAUAAUAUGUAAUCCCUUACUUUGUACAGUUUUAAAAGUAAUUCUAGUGUUAAGUGCCACAUUAAGUGACAAACAUUUCUAAAGUGAUAACUUUGUUAUAUAUAUAUA